CUUGCUUUAAUGGGUUUAUUGAUUUUACUUAGCCGUUAAUGAGCUGCACUUUUCAGUCUCCCAUAAAGGAAUUUAUUCACUUUUCCUUGCUUAUUCAGCUAGACAUGUUGACGGACAAGUUUCUUCGACUGCAGUCAAUUUUCUUUCGCCUUCUGGGUCUGGAAUUGUUGCACGACCAGGAUGUCAGACGUCGAUAUCCCUGGAGGACCAUCUGCUGCAUCCUUUCGGUGGCGACUUUUUUGCCUCUGACUAUCGGAUUUGGUCUGCAAAAUAUCCAAAAUGUGGAGCAUCUAACUGACACACUCUGCUCGGUUCUUGUUGAUUUGUUGGCCCUCUGCAAGAUCGGGGUUUUUCUUUGGCUUUACGAGGAGUUUAGGUUUCUAAUACAGAAGUUUCACAGCAUCCUGGAAAGAGAAGCCAAGUUAGCGGAUUGUGAAGUAAUUAUUAACAAGGAAAACCGGCGUGAUCAGUUUGUUACUGCCUUAUAUUGCUACUGUUUUAUGACAGCUGGUCUUUCAGCCUGCCUGAUGUCGCCUUUAUCCAUGUUAAUAAGCUACUAUCGAACAGAUCAACUCCAGCCGGAUUUACCUUUUCCCAGUGUAUAUCCUUGGGAUAAUACGCAUGUCUCUAACUACAUUAUAUCUUAUUUAUGGAAUGUGAGUGCUGCUGUGGGCGUGGCAUUGCCUACAGUUUGCGUGGACACCCUGUUUUGUUCACUUACCCAUAACCUUUGUGCCCUGUUUAAGAUUGCCCGCUACAAAAUGCUCCAUUUUGGCGGCAGAAGUCCUGAGGAGACCCGUGAGAACCUGGUGCACAUAUUUCAGCUAUAUGAAGAGUGUUUGGAACUGGGACAUUCCCUCAAUGGAUACUUCAGGCCACUUAUCUUCGCCCAAUUCGUGGCUGCCUCUUUGCAUUUGUGUGUCCUGUCUUACCAACUAUCUGCCAAUAUCUUACAGCCAGCAAUGCUUUUCUACGCUGCUUUUACAGCAGCCAUUAUCAGCCAGGUUUCUAUAUACUGCUUCUGUGGAUCGAUGGUUAAUACGGAGAGCCAACUAUUUGGCCAGGCCAUAUACGAGAGCAAUUGGCUUCCUCUUCUACAGGAAAACUGCCAGCUUCAGAGGUCUUUGAUGAUUGCCAUGAUGCGUGCGAGAAGAGGAUGUCCCAUCGAUGGCUACUUUUUCGAAGCCAAUCGGCAGACCCUUGUCAUGAUUGUGCGCACUGCUUUAUCCUAUGUAACGCUUCUCAGGUCGCUGGCCUAG
Messenger RNA from Drosophila eugracilis, 1259 nucleotides. It is a transcript of the gene Or98b, whose product is annotated as putative odorant receptor 98b. The record is from RefSeq and is a predicted model, not a curated record. Bases 39 to 1259 code for a protein of 406 amino acids. Gene Ontology annotation, biological process: detection of chemical stimulus involved in sensory perception of smell; sensory perception of smell. Gene Ontology annotation, cellular component: plasma membrane. Gene Ontology annotation, molecular function: odorant binding; olfactory receptor activity. The transcript has 4 exons. NCBI's taxonomy places the organism in Eukaryota, Metazoa, Arthropoda, Insecta, Diptera, Drosophilidae.